AUGAAUUUUAUAGUAUUUCUUUUUUUCUCUAAGGUUCUUUCCUUAGGGAAUAGCACGUUGAAGCCCACUAUUGAAGGUGGAGUUGGCAUUGAAAACUUUCAUAGAAAUGGUAGAGAGGAAGAAGAAAAGUCUAAGGAUUAUACUCACACUUAUACUCCUGGUAAUGAGAAGAAUAACAAUCAUUUUAAAGAUACUAAACAAUAUGUGUUCACAACACAAAAUCCAAAUGGCAGUGAGUCUGAAAUAUCCGUGAGCGCAACAACCGAUCUGAAGUUUGCUCUAAAAAACUACAAAAUCGUCAAUACAACUACGCCUGGAAAACACACCUAUGAGGAAGAAACAACUACCAAUGAACCCUCUCAUAAAAAUAGUCAAAAAACAACUCCAAAUGUGCCUGCAUUUUGGACAAUGUUAGCUAAAGCUUUAACUGGAACAACGGUGAUGAUGGAUGAUAAAGAUCAAUUCUUUCACCCAAUUCCAAACUCUGAUGUGAAUAAUACAAAUGAAGAAAAACUGCCAGAGCUAGAGGAUCUUAAGAUAAAAUUAAUGCUGGGCAUCUCAUUGAUGACCCUCAUCCUUUUUGUUUUCCUCCUGGCAUUCUGUGGUGCCACGCUGUACAAACUGAAGCAACUGAGUUAUAAAGUCCAUGAGAGUGACUACUCUGUCAACCCUGAGCUAGCAACUAUGUCUUACUUUCAUCCAUCAGAAGGAGUAUCAGACACAUCUUUUUCCAAGAGUGCCGACAGCAGCACAUUUUGGGGAACCACUUCGUCCGAUGUGAAAAGAUCAGGCACAAGAAUGUCAAAAUCUAAAACUCUGGGGGAUGUGGUUUCCCCGGGCACAGAUGAAGAAGCCGGCAUAAAUGAUGAAUCAGAAUUUCUUCUUAAGAGUGAAGAACCGAAUGAGGAAGUCAAUAUUGAUCAAUAAUGAUAAUGUUAACUCUUCUG
Molecule: messenger RNA, 947 nt
Organism: Carlito syrichta (Philippine tarsier)
Lineage: Eukaryota; Metazoa; Chordata; Mammalia; Primates; Tarsiidae
Gene: EQTN
Product: equatorin
Exons: 8
Coding region: 1-927 (308 amino acids)
Biological process (GO): fusion of sperm to egg plasma membrane involved in single fertilization; acrosomal vesicle exocytosis; endocytosis
Cellular component (GO): plasma membrane
Source: RefSeq, a predicted model, not a curated record